AUGCCAAAACCCACCGGCGCAACCGACCUCGAAGUCCUCAACGAGCCGGACUGGACGCAAUCGCACAGUCACCGCGUCGGCGUGCGCAACCGUGAUGAUCGCUUCCCCGGUCUGACGCACGAGGGCGACGACUGGCGCUAUGAGCUCGAGAAGGAGGCCGAGACACGGGCGGAGGAGCUGCGGGCCAAGGCCAAGAGAGGGGAGCUACUAACUGUGCGGGACUUUUUGCAACAGCAGGAGGACUUUCAUUUGAGGAGGCCGGAUGUGCAUCCGAAGCAUUGGCGAUAUGUGCUGCAUACGACGGAGGAGUUUAUCAAGGAAGACCAGCCAUGGUUGAUUAACGAGAAGAAGAAAGAGAUGGAAGAGCAGGAGAAGGAGAAGGAGAACAAAAAGCAGCAAGAAAAAGGAGGGGAGCAGCAGCAACAGCAACAACAACAACAGCAGCAGCAGCAGCAGCAGCAGCAGCAGCAGCCGCAGGAGGAGGGUGGGAGUGACGACUCGGAGAAGAAGCCUGCCGAAUCAGGUCAGGAAGGACCAAAGCAGGGCGACGAGGAGGACUCGAAGCCAAAGUAUACCCCAGAGCAACAGGCACUCCUGGCGUAUCUGAAGCAAGAGGCAGAGUAUAUGCGGUCGUUAAAAUCGAACGACGGAAAGGGCCGUUCGCCUGCGGGGAGCUCCUUUAUACCAGCGGAGAUCGACGAAGCCGAUCAAUUCACCCCAGACAACUGGGUUCCAAGGACAGACCACUUGAUCCGAUUAACCGGGAAGCAUCCGCUGAAUGGCGAGCCAGAUCUGGUUGAGCUUGUCGACGCAGGUCUCAUCACCCCAAAUUACCUACACUAUGUGCGCAGUCACGGCCCGGUACCUCACCUCCUGUGGGAGAACCACAAGCUGGAGAUCUCCGCCGGCAAGUCAUUGACCUUGUUAAUGGAUGAUUUGAAGGAUAAGUUCGAGAGCAUCAACAUUCCCGCGGUGAUGGCGUGCGAUGGGAACCGAAGAAAGGAGCUCAAUCUGAUUAAGCGCAGCAAAGGGUUCAACUGGGGUCCGGCCGCCGUAGGUUGUGCCUAUUGGAAGGGCGUACUCGUGCGAGAUGUCUUGCUCAUGGCGGAUAUCCUGCAGCUGAUGGACGAUUACAAGGAUGUGCCUCUUUGGGUGAAUUUUGGAGGUGCCGAGAUUCUCAGCGAAGGAAAGUACGAGACCUCCAUCCCUCUGGACUACUGCAUGGAUCCAUGCAAUGAUGUGAUUCUUGCCUAUGAGAUGAAUGACUCGCCCAUACCUCCGGACCAUGGCUACCCGCUGCGCUUGGUGAUUCCCGGGUACGUGGGCGGACGUUGUGUGAAGUGGCUGGAGAAGAUCUGGGUCACCGACCGUGAGAAUGACACCUAUUACCAUAUCUUCGAUAACCGGGUCGUGCCGCCCUUUGUGACCGACCGGUUUGACGAAAUAGGUCAGACCAUGUAUCGUCUCCCGAGCACGGCAUGCAACGAACAGAUGCUGAACUCGGUCAUCGCGAGGCCGGCGCAGGGAGAGAGGAUAGAUUUCACGGAAAUAAGAAAAUGCAGGAAAUAUCGAAUCAUGGGCUAUGCGUAUAACGGUGGUGGGAACGAGGUACAGAGAGUUGAAGUCAGUCUCAAUGGUGGUGUCAACUGGCUCUAUUGCGUUCGCAAGUUUCCCGAGGCACCGCUGCGACAUGGCCGGAAAUUCUGGACUUGGUUGCACUGGCAUGUGGACAUCGACAUCACGCAGCUACUUCGCGCUGAGCAGAUCACUGUCCGUUGCUGGGAUGUGAACAAGAACACCCAGCCAGAGAAUCCGACGUGGAACCUCGAAGGGAUGAUGAACAACUGCCACUACGUCGUCAAGUCCGAAACCUCAGUGGACCCGACGAACAAUAAGCCGUACCUGCUGUUCCGUCAUCCCACUGAAGCUGGCACGGGCGAGAACGGGUGGAUGAAACCCUCGAUCGAUAUCCAGAAGGAAGACAUCCGACGAUCAGCAGCCGUUCCCGAGAAGCAGUUCACCCGUGAGGAGAUUGAAAAGCACACUACGGAUGAUGACUGCUGGAUCAUCAUCAACGGUAAAGUAUACGAUGCCACCAGCGUCCUGAGCUGGCAUCCAGGAGGAAAAGCGCCCAUUAUGGCCCACGCCGGCCGAGUUCAUCAAGACACGUCGGAGGAAUUCGAAAGUAUCCACGACGAUUAUGCUGUUCAGAAAUUAGAGGAGUGCCUCCUGGGGUCUGUCACCCAGAAAACGCAGGAGUUCAUCAAGCACGACGCCGAAGAAAAAGCUAAGGAGAAAGCGACAUCAGCAAAGGAGGAAAACGAGGUUGCUCUCAAGCGUCACAAAUGGACCGCAGUCAAAUUCCUCCGCAAACGACCAUUAUCGGAAGACACAAAGUGCUACACCUUUGAGCUUCCUUCCAAAGACAAGAAGCUCGGUCUGGAAACAGGGCAGCACCUCCAGAUCGGCUUCCACUUCAAGGACCGGCUCGUCAUUCGUCCAUACACCCCUACCCGGCCGAUCCUGGAGUCCGAAGAAGACGGCACAUUCGACCUUGUCGUCAAAACGUACUUCCCUAGUUCCGCACAACCAGGCGGCACGAUGAGCAACAUCCUCGACUGCCUCCAGAAAGGCGAAGAGGUCGAAGUCAAAGGUCCCACAGGCGAGAUCCGAUACCGCGGGAACGGCGAAUUCCGCGUCGACGAGAAGACGUAUCAUUUCGACCACAUCACUUUGAUUCUCGGAGGAUCGGGCAUUACACCGGGGUAUCAGCUCAUUGCACGAAUUUUGAGGACAGAACAGGGGAAAGGACCGAAGGUCAGGGCUAUUGAUGCCAAUAAGUCCGAGGAUGAUAUUUUGAUGCGCGGCGAACUCGACAAGUACGCGAAAGAACAUCCGGGCCAGUUCCAGAUUACGUACGUGCUUUCUCACCCGGCGGACGACUGGAAGGGAGAAAAGGGGCAUGUGAAUGAGGAGAUCCUCCACAAGUACGCCUUUGAACCGGGGGAGAAGAGUGCUGCGCUUCUGUGUGGUCCGCCGACCAUGAUUCAGAAAGCGGUCUUGCCGGUUCUGAAGAAGUGGGGAUAUGAUGAGGACAAGAAUUUGUUUGGUUUUUAG
This is a messenger RNA of Aspergillus lentulus, 3117 nucleotides long. The record is from RefSeq and is a predicted model, not a curated record. NCBI's taxonomy places the organism in Eukaryota, Fungi, Ascomycota, Eurotiomycetes, Eurotiales, Aspergillaceae.